Molecule: messenger RNA, 4605 nt
Organism: Bursaphelenchus okinawaensis
Lineage: Eukaryota; Metazoa; Nematoda; Chromadorea; Rhabditida; Aphelenchoididae
Source: the annotation of a GenBank genome assembly
AUGCAUCUAUCAUACUGUACUUCACGUAAAAAAAGUUUUACGUGAAUAUUUAUACAGCAAACACUGUUUUACCAGGACUGUUUUCAAUGUUUUAUAGCAUAAAGUACUUUAUACUUUUGUUUUUUGUCCCAUUUAUUCCGUUAUGCAUGUUUUUAUAAUUCGCGUGUUAUGUUAUUUAAUUGCGUUCUUAUUCUUUUUUUUUUGUUUUUGAACGUUGCCGUGACAACUCCACACGCAUCAUUAAAAUUAACUACAAACUUUUAGUUAUCACAUCGCAAUUACAGUAUAUUUGCGUUGUGUGGCUCAAAACAACAACAUAAAGCAUUGGUACUCUACAAUAAAUGCAGAACUUCUAACGAAAUUAAAGAGGUAUCAAUUCAUCAACAAAACCAACUCAACAAUCCCCAACAUCGACCAUACAUUUCAUUACAAACUACACCAUCAUCAACGUUCAUUGUACCACACCAAUAAUAAUACUAUCAUAAAGAGCACAUAUUUGUCCCGCUUAUAUCGCCAGGACAACCGGAGUCUCUGCAUUAACGGCGGGUUGUUUCAGGCUGAGUAAAAAAGCCAGCGAAGUGAGCCGAAAACUUGACGACCGGUGCCGAAACGCCCCGAUUCUCGCCCUCUGGCCAGGUGUGUGGAGAUUUUCGGAAGUGGCCGCACGCGCACCGCUCGUUCGGCCAUUCCCAAGACCGUCAGUGUUUUUGUGGCCGGUGCGACGGGAAUCAAAUGCAACGCUAAUUUUUGGGACUUAGUGCUGGGUUAUUACGACAGUUUGGCUGAUAGCUUGCGUUUUUUAUGCUUUUGAAUUAAGAGUUUGAGGUUUUUUCUUAAAAUGCCAUAGUGUUCUUCGUCUUGAUACAAAAUUUGCCUCAAGAUACAAAUUAUAUUCUACGUACAAGCAACUUUACCGACAACCUUCCUUUUAUACAUAGUACAAAUUUUACUAUCUACAAAAAACAACACCCGUACAACGUGACAAUUACCUCAACACUGUCUCUUUCAUAAUUGCAAUUCACAAAAACAAAGUAAAUAAUCCUCUUCAUUCUUUCUCUACAAGAUUUGAACACUCCUAAUUUGUAUGUACAAAAAGUAAAUUCACCUGCCACGCGGGAACGACAGCACGUUACUUUCUCAAGACUUCUUUUUUUUCUUCCCAUUGAGAAACCUUACAUUCACAACGGGCCAGCUGACAAGUAUACCAUUAUUAUCAACUGCCCAUAAGACCCGCCUUCACACACACCAUAUACAUUCGGCUUUAGCGGGCUUACCGGUUCUCCACUACCCGAAUUCAAACAUUCGGAUUACGUAAUAACUUGUGUCCUCUUGUUUGUAAUAACUCGAGACUCUUGUUUAAAUUUACAUUCCGUAGAAAUUGCCCAAGAGUUUAAUUGAGUCGAACGUUCAACGAACUGUUGCGGCCACAACUCAUUACCCAGGUCAUUAAAGACCUGCAAAACGAUUACUUUUUCGCAAAAUAACCAACACCCCGUGGCCAAAUUGUCGUCGUGUGUGAUAGAAUUCGCGGGCAUUCGUGCCGUGGAUGGUUGCGUACCAUCAUCCGUUAACCAUCAUACUAACGCGCUACCUCAUUUAGUUGUAUCGACAGCAUCGGUCGAGUCACCGUACGAGUCCAGCUGUUCAGGCGCCACUGACAACGAAUCUUCCAAAACCGAUUCCUCGACCAGUGGCCGAAUCCCAACCGAACGACGUAGCAGACGUCGACGUCGAAAAAAACCGAGCAGUCGAAUCGAGUGGUCGAGUGUUUCGUCCGCCGAUUCCAGUCGGCCACCCAACUAUUUCGCGAAUUCGGCCGCGUUGACUUUUCAACACAACCGAUUCGACGAUUCUUUCAAGAUAGCCAGUGACAAAAGCACGGUCUUUAGUGCGCCUCAAGAAGACGACUUUUUUGUAACCUGUCAUAAAAAUUUUAAAUAUCCGGUGAGUCAGACACCUCCGCCGUUAUCGACCAACAAAUCGAAGCGAAAGGAGAAUUCGUAUUGGAAAAAUAAAGAAAUCGAGGAGAUCGACCUCCCUUUGUCAAGCUGUAACGAACACUCAUUGCAUAAGUAUUCAACAGCAUCGACAGCUACAUACGACCCUAAUAAUAUUUAUAAAAAAGCGCUGGCUGAACUUGACCAAAACGCAAAAUUCAACAAUUUGGUCAAAAAGUACGGCCUUGAAGCUUGCGUAUCCGGAGAAAACCACCUACAACAGCAGCAAAACAGUAGUCCUGUAGAUAAUAGCCGUUAUCUUGACAGUAGUUACGAGUGUUUACCAUACUAUUACCCAUUUAACAAUCUGAGGCGCGCACCAACCCCAUUCCGUGUUGUUACCAUCGAGUCCGAAUUCCCUUCAACUGAUCGAAUGGAGGCUCAAAAUGGGACCCGACCUGAAGGCUCAAACGGGCAUUACGGAGGUGAUGCCGUUCGCGGAGUUUGCACUAUUCCAGCCCGAAAGAGCGGUGUUUUUGCAUUAGGCUUUCAAGCUGUAGCAUUUAUAUUGUGCGCUUCGAUUGUCACCGUCUUUUUCUGCCACAUUGGCGGCUACUCGACUAUAGCAAACGGUGUUUUUCACAUCGGUGUGAACAGAACGCAUGUCAACAAAGAAGGUGACAUAAUCGGCUACUCGCAAGCGUACGCUGUAGCUGAUUGGAAUGUUCGGGCAAAACGACAAGCUGAUGAAAAUGAAGGCAAUGGAAAUAAGAAUAAUAAAAAAAAUAAUAAGAAGAACGGCAAAAACAAAAAUAGAAAAUCAGAAGAAAUCGACGAGGAUGAAGAUAAUGAGGAAGUUAAUCAAGAAGAAAAUCAACAGAAUCAACCAACCAGAAAUGAUGAAUCAUUCCCUACGCCUAUUUUAAUGGAUCCACAAGAAAACAAGAACGCUGACGAUGAGAUAGACCUUCCACAAACACCUGAUGUAAGUUAUAAUAGCAAAAUAUGUGUUAGAAAACAUAUAAAACAACUAGUAAUCCAUAAAUUUUAGGAAGAUAUUAUGGUAAACGUUCCAACAUCUACCGUUGCAAUUCCGACAAUGACUACCAUAGCACCUCCGGCGUCAAUUAGGCCAUCAAUUCCUAUGGCUUCAGAAGCUGCACCAGUGCCAGAACCUACAGAAAAGUUCCCAGAAGCCGCGCCUAUUCCAACUGAAGGACCAACUCAAAUUUCUGCAGAAGACGAUAACAGUACCAUGGAAGCAAUUGUAGCACCCGACGAUGAGAUGCUACCCAUUGACAUGAAUACUACUGUUGCUAGCGUGGCUGUGAUAGCUACAACUGAAAUUGUUGAAGACGAAGAAGAGCUGCUAGCACCUUUUGAACGUAUCUACGAUGGACCGUUCCCACUAGUAAAUGCAGUAACUCUACACAUUGGUAGGAUGGAAAUUGAGCUGCUGAACAUACUAAGGGCUUCUUGCGUGGUUUACUUGGUCAUUUGUUUUAUCUGGUUCUUAUCGUUAAUUUGUUUGGGAAUGUCGUUGUACUUCGAAGUGUUAGACUUGGUCUACACCAACAUAUUUGUUUUGACAGUGGUGUCAAUUUAUACGUUGAUCAAGGCGUUGUUGAUUGGAAUUCUCAUCUUUAAACAGGUAACUUUACGUUUUUUAACCGCCAUUUUCUUCAAAAUUUUCGCCAAUUCCAUAUUUUUCGAAGCCACUAAUAAUACGGUUGUUUCAACCCUAUUGAAAUUAGGUCUUUAGUGUCAAUGAUAUUAACUUUUGAGUCCGACUCAAAAAUAGCCGCUAAUUACGGAUGAUAGCUGACGUUUGGGUAACAUUAGUAAUCCUAUUCAAAACAUUUUAAGUGCAUAAAAAUAGUAUUUUUCGUAAUAAUCAUAUUUUCAAUAGCGAAAAGAUUGGUGAUUAAGUUUCUAAUUGCUAAUUUGCCACACAAAACAUUGUUAAUUGUAACAACCGUACCAUGAAACGUAACUUUACAGCUUAGUGCGUGUCACAUUUAAAUUAUUGUAAGCUAAUCAAUUUUCUGACAAAUGUCUUUGAAAUUGUUCAAAUCCAAAAUUUAAAUGUCAAAGAAUAAGUUGUAAAGCACACCAAUUACUGGUAGCAACCAAUAUAUUUUAAUCCACUUUUCUCAAAAUCAGCCCUUUGAAAAACAUGCUUAAAUUUAGAAGACAAUCGACUGGCACAUACUCGGUGUCAUUUCCGGUACCGUCGGUGUGUUAAUCUUGAGCUUUAUCCUCAUGGUCGGAGCCAUGGUGUUAAUGAUUGUGUGGUAUCGGUACAUCGACUACAUGAAUGGCGCUAAUGAAACCGUGAGUUCUUUUCAUUAUUCUCGGCAAAAUCUUUUGAAAAAAGUGCAUUUUUGAAUUUUUUAAAAAAGCUGCAAAUUGCCAUCCUUUAAAGUAUCAAAAAUGCCAUUCUUUAUAAUAUCAAAAAUGCCAUCCUUUAUAGUACCAAAAAUUAUUGCCAUCUUUUCAGUGCGUAUGUACAUCCUCAAUCGCGCAGCUCAUCAAACGCCGGCACGGUUCGGCACGACAGCCAAGACGACAGAACGUUGCUGGCGACUACUCCAUUCCGGAGGCUACACAGCACGCUAGCCUGCCGUAUAUUGAUGAGCCGCCGGUUCAUCAGUUCAGUAACUUUUGA